Molecule: messenger RNA, 3513 nt
Organism: Callorhinchus milii (elephant shark)
Lineage: Eukaryota; Metazoa; Chordata; Chondrichthyes; Chimaeriformes; Callorhinchidae
Gene: bclaf3
Product: BCLAF1 and THRAP3 family member 3
Exons: 3
Coding region: 30-542 (170 amino acids)
Source: RefSeq, a predicted model, not a curated record
UCUUCUGAGUCAUUUUGUAUUACUUACAGAUGUUUUGUUGCACUCAGAUCAGCACAUGGGUCGCUACAAAUCCAGAUGACCUUCGCCAUGACAUAGAGAGAAGGAGGAAGGAAAGAUUACAGGAUAGUCAUGAAGAAUCCUUUCAAACUGCAGAACAAAAGCUAAUUUCUCACAGGUCAAAGAGACACAAGAAAUCUCAUUUCAGUCAAGUGAAAGUAUCUAGAAGUUCACAAUUUAAACCACCAUCAGAUGAACUUAUCAAGGAUCCUGUGAGAAGAGUGACAAAGAAAACUAUUGUGCAUGUUGGGAAAGAUUAUCCACCUUCUGGAAGAUUUAAACCUGGUUUUGGAAAGAGAGGUUUUACUAUGCAAUCUAAAUAUAUGCGUGUAUAUGGUGUUGGUUUUGGAUGGGCUAAUCACAAGAUAUUCACUAAACACUUCAGGGAAGGUAUAGCAAGAAAACGGAGAGAUGAAAGGGUAAGGAGGCAAUAUGUUCAUUCAGAUAUUUAUUUUGAUCUUGGAGGUACCGUAUUUAGUUUGUAAUAAGAUAUGAAUUUUCAUUCUGCAGAUUUUAAGUGAUUGAUUCUGCAUUAUGUUUCACCAUUUAUUAAUAUAUAUUUUCAUUUCCUCUUUCCUGCCAUGCAAUAUUCUUGUCACAAGAAGGUAGGCAAGUAACCCGCAGCCAGUGAAGGUCCAUGAAUGAGAGCUCAGGUUAAUUUGCUGCUCUUUUUUAAAUCGUCUGCUUACUUUCUUCACUAUUUUCUCAUGGUAGUGUAGAUAUUUCUUUAUAAAGGCCAAGGGACCAUUUCUGCAUUCAGAAUCAAAAAUUCAUCACAAAGUGGAACAACACAAUUUUCUUCCAGAUCUAACAGCCAUAUAAUGCCAGAAUAUCUGUGCAUUAGAACUUGAGAACAAAAAACAUUCUUUCUGAAAGGCAAUGUGCAAUGUUGCAGUUGAAUGGAUACAUGGUUUUACAGGUAUAAAUAUCAGAGAUUCUAAUGUAAUGUUUAAUUUGUUCCCUUUUUAUUUCCCACUUUCUCAAAAAGUAGUGAUCUUUUGACACCAUAUAACCCUCUAACAAUUAACUUAUUGCAUUUUCUUCUCGACUAGGAAUUACCCAGUAGUACUACAGACAAGUAACUGAUUUAUUCUUGGAAACACUGGAAUCCACAAGUCUUUUUGGGAAUAUAAUAUCUACAGAAGAAUGCACUCCUUUCAGUUGAUGUUUAUCUGUACCCUGUGAUGGCUAAAGUUUGUACACUGGACUACGUUUUCUACAUGUUAAUGGCAUAUAUUUGCAAAAAUAUCUUUGAUCUGGAUUUUAGUUAAACUUGUUUUGACACAGUUUUUUGAUGAGACCGCUGUUUCCCGUUUACGAUAUUUUGAUCAAAUCUUUUCUCCCCUGUCCACCUCAGCCUUUUGUCUUAGUUUUUCUAUAAAUGCUAAUUUACUCAUUAACCUGAAAUGGAGAAUAUAAAAACACUAAUAAACAUUGAGAUUCUGUUUACAUGAAACUGUACGAAUCAACGCAUGAUGCACCACGGUAGAAAAUAACUGCAUAGUACAUUUAUAAACCAGUAAGAAGCUUGAGGUGGAUUUAUAAUUAAUUCACAUAUGCAGAGGGAGAGGAAGAACUAAAAUUUUAUCUUGCAAUGAGUGUCUAAGCUCCCCUUUGAAGGAGGAUAAGCAGCAGGUGAUUUUGUUUGAUGUCAAACAUUCUUUCAGUUUGUAAACUUUGCCAAUAGGGUUUCAGAUUUUGCUGGAGGUAAAGUAUUUUUUGAUUUCAGCACAUUUAUAUCAAACAGUAAAAGUGAUUCAGUAUGAGAAAUAGAUCUUUGCUGUUUCACUGGUAUGGGAAUUAUUUUCUGAUGAGACCAGAGUAAAUUGUGUAUGGAAAGAAAAGUGUCAAAAUUGCUAGAAAUUUGAAGGAAAAGUUACAGCAAGUAAUUUGUUUCUGAAAGGGAAAAAUUGGUUGUUUCAGAGAUCUUUUCAUCGUUGUGUGUUGUGAAGAAAGCAUAAAUUUAUUUCAGUAGCUUUUUCACAUGUGCAUUUCCACUGUGUAGAGGUUGGAAUAAAUAGAGAGAUCGAUAGUAAAGCUAAGAAGGAAUAGUGAAGAAAAGUUAGAAAUCUAGUCAUAAGGAAAAGAGGGAUACAAAAAAUAGUGAGUAUGGUAUUGGAUGAUUAUAAAAACGGAAUGAGAGAUUAAAAGAAUCAUAUUAGUCAUAGAAUUGGUUGAUUUUGUUCACUUUCCGUUUGUCCUGUGGUUUUGUUUUAGUGUAUCAAUUUCUCCGCGUAAUAUUUUUUAAACCAGUGUUGUACUAUUUUUUCACAUCUUUAUGGUAGUGUCCAAUACAAUUCCAGAAUAAGAAUACAUGUUGGAAGUGAACAUUUAGCCUCCUGUACACGUUCAAAAUACCUAGGUGGAAGUGCUUUUUUUGUUGGUAAAAAUGGAAAUUUGGUUCUACAGAAAAUGGAAUAUUUUAUUCUGUCUCAAGAAUUGGAACCACGUUAACUUUUCCCCUGGACCAGAAGGUCAAACUUUUCGAAUGACUAAACAUGACUAUUAUGUAAUGCUAGAUUAAUUCACUUCAACAUCUAGUUAACAUUUAAUUCUCAUGCAGCUUGAAUAUUAGAAUGCAGUAUUUUCCAUGGAAAUAACUAUGUAUAACACCCACCAUCCCUUUUUAAACCAUGAUAGAAUCUGCUGUUUAGAUUACUUUUUUUAUACAAACACCUGGAUAAGAUUUCGUCAAUAGGGUUUGCUUUAUUAUGCUUUAAAAGCCCAGUGUCAUUGCAUUAGCCAUUGUCAGGAUUUACAUCUGUACUGAACCAGCUCAGGCUAUUUCCAUAAUGUGGUAAUUCUAACCUCAUCCACAGUUGGAUUUGAAUAAAAGUUGUGAAUAGUGUGACAAUAUCACAAUUUUGUAAUGACAUGUUAGCAUGCGAGAAAAUAUUCUUCCUCUUGUUAAUGUAUUGGUCGUUCAUUUAAAACCUUAAGAUUUUUGAAAGUCUAUGCAAAGAUUUCUACCUUGUAUGGAUGCUUUUGCUUUUACCAGUUUUUGAACCCAUCUUGUUGGUUUAAAUAUGUAAAUAACGUAAAAAAAAUUAAAAUCUGUACACUAGUUUUUUUGCGUGGUUAUGUUUACCUUUCCACCAAAACUUAUAAAUGUAUUAGUAAGUGUUUCAAUGUGGAUUUUUAUUGUUUAAUGUGAUCCCCUUCAAUACUCUUAAGACAAUUGCAGUGUCAGGGACUCAGAACUGACGUGAAGCUAUUUCUAUAGUUGCAUCCUUGCCUUCAUCUAUCAGGUUUGUGACUUCCUUUGCAGUAUUGUCAUUUUGAAAUUAAUAAUUGAAUUCUGCAAUAGGUAGACUCUUCAUUUUUAAGAUUUUUUUGACCCAAAUGCAUUGACUGUAUUCACAUGCUUAUGUAUGGUUUUGGUUGUUUAUUUUAAAAUCGGCAUAAUCUUCUUUGACUCACUUGUUUACUGCAUUAAAUGUUCAUCUAUUGCUUCAA